UGUUUCAUUCAGGAGUCCAAUCUUACCAGAUCAUUAGAUUACUGCCAUGCCCUCUUUUUAAUGUUGUAUACUUCAGGUCACAGUCAGGAAGUACAGUAGUCCACAGCAGUUUUUAUAUUUUACUCUGACAGAUGUUAAUAUUUAACUAUUUGGGUAUGCUAUGGAAUUCUCUAUAAUUGUUACUUCUGGAAAUGACUAUGAGUGGAGUCUAAAGCCACACUGUACCCUCAAAAUGUUUAACCUUGGCAAGGCAAUCUACACGCACAUGUAUCAUAGCUACAUGUAUAUUUCAACAAAUUUGUUAUUUCUUAGUCUUUCUCUUUGGUCCAUUUUCUCACGAGAACUAUCAAUAUCUCUGUAGGUAAGAAAGAGGAGAUAAUUGUUUAAAAAGGCUACAUUGUAAAAUAACCAAUAUUGAUUUAAAUUUUUCACCAUUUAAAGUCUGCAAAUAAAAAAUAGAUUUAAAAAUUUAUACAAUGAAAGUGUACAUAGUGUUUUCCUAACGAUCAACCAAUUUUCUGGUUACCCCAUUGGUGAACAAUAGAGAAAGCUACCACUUUUGUGUCAACUGCUUUGGGGUAUUAUCAGUUGUCCUAGUACCAGCCCACUGUUGUGUUUACCUUGUCAACACACUAAUACCUUGAUCAUCCCUCCAGCUACAUGUAGCUCAUCUUUUCAGUAGUAGCAUGGCAGUAGAGUGCCUACAGCCACAGUCUGACGUUUGCAGAAUAGAACACCUACAUUCAGAUUUUUCAGCUUGUCAACUUAACCAAAGGGAUGUGUUGCUGAGGAAUUCUGUUUUAGAAGGAGUAAUAUUGGGAUUGACUUUACCUUUGGCUUCAGUUACUGUAUUAAUGCAAGCUGGAAAGUGAGCCUGUCACAGUUUACAUGUAACUCCAUAAGUGUGUGCAAAAAGUUUGACGUGAACAUUUCCUGUCUUGGAGCUGGUGAUUAUCUUUACAUUGGAUUUUCAUGUAAUACUCCAGCAUGGUAUGUUUCCAUUUGAACCUGAAGUAGACAACCAUGACCAUGUGGACAGCUUCACAUGAUAAACCACACUACAUGUACCUGGGCUGAUUACACAACGAAAUACAUGUACAUCUCUGAUAAAUGCAACCUUUAAGCUCUCAAUCAUCCAUCUCAUGGGAAACAUCCUGUCCCCCGAUAUGAAACUCCAGACAUUCCUAUGUCGUGCAAAUUUAUGGCAUGACAAGAUUCAACGUAUGACCAACCAUCUACAAGUUGCCAAUUGUUGCAACACCCAGACGGCACAUCGCAGGAUAUACAUGUUCUGAUGAUGACUGUUAAGCUGAAGAAUGCAUGUUAUUGCAUCUGCAAAGACCAAGAUGAUUGAAAAUUGGCAAAAAAAUUGAAAUGAUUUUUUUUAGAUCUUGUUCAAUCUACACAGAGUACUACCUGAAUACUGUGAUCACUGCUUAUAAGAACAGGAAAGUCCGACUUAUAUCUUGAAUUAGAAAACUCAAUAUUUCUUCAGAAAACCAAAAGUGCCUCCCAGACGAUGAAGACUGAAAAUUCACAAACACAAGAGAAAUGGAACUCUAACCCUUGUUUCACAAUGGAUUUAUACACAGACAGUGAAGAGUCAGGGUCUAUGACCGAUAUCAGCACAACAUCCUCAACUAUGGACAAUCUGAGGACACCAGACUCAAUAACCAAGACAAACCCUUUUAAUUUUAAUGACAGUAAAACGUAUGGUGUGAUCACUAACAUGAAUGUCCCUCAGUCAAAGAUGGGUAUAAAAAGUCUAUCUACUUAUGAACUGCAAAGACAAUCAAACAUCCGACCAACACCUGACUCACUACUAGACCACACACUCCUUCAUCCAUCUCCUGGUCACCAUAGCAUGACCAAUCUGGGGACUGAGAACAUUCAGAGGACAUCUUAUAACAUGGCAACCAUGUCACAUGACAGACUGAAAAAUGCACACAGAGGAGCGGGGAAGCGAAGGCAUGCUUCAGUUACUUCAAAUUUGGAGACAGAUGCCUGCACAUGUGGACUGACAAAGCAUUCAGACACUAACAGCAAUAUCAGCUGCGAUACUGGCAAUAUGCAAACUCAUGAGAAAGUCCAAAACAGAAAUGAGCACUUGGACCUAAGACCAAUUCAAAGAAACAGUCCCUACCCACUCUGGAAGUUUAGUAAAUCUAAGAAGCCUCCAGAGACAGUACUGGAUGUUGCCUACAGGACAAUUCUUGACUACAAGCAUCCAGUAACACUUCAUAGGCAACCGAAGGCAGAUCGUCAGAUGGACCAUUAUGACUACCUCCCAAGUAUCAAGGUCUUUAGUGAAGAAGACCACCAAAAACGAGAAGCUAUGCGAUUCCAGCUAAAGUACCAACUACAAAUGGAAGAGAAAAGGAAGCGACAAGAGAUCCUGGAGAUGGAACGUGAUAUUCUUCCAGAAAGUGAAAGGGAGGAAAAUGUCCAAAAGAGCAUCUUCCUCCCGUCAGGUGAGGAGUAUGAAUUCUCGGAUGGUGACAUCUCCACAGCAACCCUGCCUGUUCCUAGCCCUAGAGGGGAGCGCAGGAGCUCUACAUCAAGUCAUCAUUCCAGCAGAAGUAUUCAUAAGCCAAACUCCCCAAGACCUGUGUCAUCCAGACGUAGUUCUCAUGAUAUACAUGUAAGCCCAGCCAAAAGCCCACCUUACACAGUCUCUGUUAUGCCUCCUCCUUCUCCUUCAUCGCAAGGAUCCAAGAGACGACAUUCUGUCAGCACCUUAGUCCGUCGACAGAAGAUGUUCAAUGUGGUUAGCCACUGGCCUGGUAUGGGACCUAACACCAAGCUGUAUGAGAUUGAGGAGCCAUCUACCCAAAUCAUUAGUGAGGAGGACAGUAACAGCGAGAUGCCUAAACCCCCACCUAUCCACCACACCACUAAUCGAGGGUCACCUGUCCGCCAAACUAAUCAUGCAACACCUGUCAAUCAUGCCCAUCACAGGAGCAGGAACUCAAGAAUGUUAAGUCAUACUGAACACAAGACUGUACAAAAGGGGGCACCAUCUCUGACAAGAGAAAUGUUGUGAAGAUUUGUUAAAUUGGCAAAGUGCAAAAUUCACAAAUGUCAAAUGAACAAGACUGCUGUAAGUGAACCUACAUGUAUUAUAAUCACAAACAUGUAUCAGGACAACUUGUAUUUCAUACAUGUAUAUGUAUGAUACAAACCCUGCUACAAACUGCUUGCUGGCUACACAGUGACCUAAAUAUUAAAAAACUUUGAGGGCCUUAGCGCUUUAGAAAGAUUCUGCUAUAUGUAGGAGUGAAAUGUCAGGCACUACAACUUUUUUAAAUACAAGUAAAAAAGAAUAAGAGAUCUGUAUACAAAAGUGAAGGCAUGUGUAUGUAGCGGUACAUGUAAAGUGUAUUAUACUCAUACAUGUAGAUACAUGUACCCUGGUAUAUGUACGCUGCAGGCCUGAUAUAAGCUAUUAGUUCUAGCAUGUGAACUGCAUGUAGCAUACAUGUACAUAUAAAGGCCAACAGACAGUAGACUGUUAUGUCUUGUUGUCUUUCUUGAUUAUAGUACAUUUGCUGGUCAUUUUGUUCUAAUUAAAUAGUUUAUUUUUGUUCAUCUUUGCUUUAAAAUUAUUCACUUUAAAUUUAUACAUUGCGUGUUUAUAUUUAUUUUAAUUUUGUUAAAGAUCAUUUUCGUGUUGGCAUUUUAAGUUUAGGUAGGCAGGCUUCAGGGCUACAAGUGUUUAAAGUACCGUACACUCUUGCUUCCAUGUACAUGUAAUCUUGCUGACUUGGGAAGUCUUUCUUCCUUUAUUUUCUGCCCCUCUUUCGUUUUACUGUUUAUCCUCCCUUCUACCCUCCAAUCUGUUUCUUCUCCUCCGUCAGCCCACGACUCUUACAUGUACUUCCUUCAGUCCUUUCAACUUAGUCUAGUUUUAGUAUUCUUCUGACGUCACUGUCAUCAUUCUUACCUCUUUUGUCGGCCAAACAAAAUGAUAUAAAUAAACAUUACAUGUACACAUAAUAGCAUCUCAUGGUAAAUGUUAAUUAUACAUAUCAAUUGCCAGUUAUAAACUGUGCAAAGAACCAACCUCAUCUACCAUACUUAAUUUAUUUUAACUUGUACAGCAGAUAUUAGUAACCUAAUAACAGUCCGGUAUCAGCCUAUUCCAGUUAAAGCAAAUUAUAGUCCAUGUUGACAGGACAUUUAAAUUUUUCAAGUAGAUUACUGUCUUGUAAUUAGUUAACAUGUAUUUAAGAGAGAUGUUUCAAUAUACCGGUGCAUGUACAAUGGAACUGAUGUGCAUGUACAGUCUGUCUUCCUUGACUUGAAGUACGCCGUCACUGGCAAAGAAGAGACAGGUUGGUUAGAAUCAUUACAACAAUUGCCAAUGCUCAGUGGUUGGUUAGAAUCAUUACAACAAUUGCCAAUGCUCAGUGGUUGGUUAGAAUCAUCACAACAAUUACCAAUGCUCAGUGGUUGGUUAGAAUCAUUACAACAAUUGCCAAUGCUCAGUGGUUGGUUAGAAUCAUUACAACAAUUGCCAAUGCUCAGUGGUUGGUUAGAAUCAUUACAACAAUUGCCAAUGCUCAGUGGGUUCAGUGCCAAAUCAGUGCUCGGUGGUCGAUUG
Messenger RNA from Acanthaster planci (crown-of-thorns starfish), 4603 nucleotides. RefSeq lists its product as uncharacterized. Lineage: Eukaryota; Metazoa; Echinodermata; Asteroidea; Valvatida; Acanthasteridae. The record is from RefSeq and is a predicted model, not a curated record.